Molecule: messenger RNA, 1195 nt
Organism: Theileria equi strain WA
Lineage: Eukaryota; Apicomplexa; Aconoidasida; Piroplasmida; Theileriidae
Product: protein kinase domain containing protein
Exons: 2
Coding region: 14-1051 (345 amino acids)
Biological process (GO): protein phosphorylation; regulation of cytokinesis; mitotic spindle organization
Cellular component (GO): spindle microtubule; spindle midzone; spindle pole centrosome
Molecular function (GO): protein kinase activity; ATP binding
Source: RefSeq, a predicted model, not a curated record
ACACUUUGUUAUAAUGUUGAAAAAUAACCAUGUGGAUACUGAACUGGACACUAUUCAUGAUAAGUCUGGAAGAAAUAGUUCAAUACAUCCACAAUGUAGCUGUACGAGAUUAACCGCGUCAACACACGAUAUAUCUUCGAAAAGUGCCAUACAUUCCUUAUGGUUCACCAUAGACGAUUUUGAUAUAGGAGGUCUUGUGGGUGAUGGAGCUCACGGUCAAGUUUUUUUGGCGCGAGAACGAAGAACUGGAUUCAUAUGUGUAUUGAAAUGCAUUCCAAAAGUUCAGCUCGUUGGGAGUGGGAGAGAAUCCAUGUUUAAACAUGAAAUAGAAAUGCAUAGUCAUCUUCGACAUCCGAAUAUAUCAUGUCUCUACACUUGGUUUACUACGAGUACAAUGAUUUAUAUGGUUAUGGAAUACUGCUACAAUGGUGAUUUAUAUACACAUCUGAUGAUUAAUAAGAGAUUCGAUGAGAAAAGAGUUUCAGAGAUGUUGUUUGAGAUCACAUGGGCAGUACGGACAUGUCACGACAAACACAUAGCUCAUCUGGAUAUUAAACCGGAGAAUAUCCUCCUAGAUCAUAAUUUUAGCUGCAAGUUAGCUGAUUUUGGAUUAUCAGCGCACAUUGAGGGAUUCAACAUAAACCACAUGAGAGGAACAUAUGAUUAUUGGUCCCCGGAGCAAUGUGCAUACAAAUACAAGACAAACAAGUUCGGGGAGUUUAACCAAAAGAGCGAUGUAUGGACUUUGGGAGUUCUGGCAUUCGAACUUUAUUUCGGAGUUUCACCAUUUGGAACGACAUGUGAAGAAUCCGUAGAAACCGUUUUAAGCCGUAUACAAAACUACACUUGGUGCAAAUACUGGGUAAGCAAGUAUGGAAGCUUGUACAUAUCUGACAUAUCAUCCGAAUUUAAGGAUUUUCUGGACUUGUGUUUCACUAAAGAUUCAGGCAAACGACCCACUGCGAGCACCCUACUGUACCAUCCAUGGCUAAAACUACACAACAAGGGCAGAUAUGUGGACGAUGUCUUUAUAAAUCAACACAGAAUAUAGCAAUAAACUAAUGCAAUUUCUUAGUGGUUACUCCUCAAGUUCCAGAUAUGUGGCCUCUGGUGCAUCGUAUAGCUGAAAAAACAGCAAAUUCUGUAUUUAGUAUUUCAAAAAUGUAGAAACUAACAUUCAAAUCGAGAAAAUUGU